Messenger RNA from Loa loa (African eye worm), 1563 nucleotides. RefSeq lists its product as hypothetical. The transcript has 8 exons. Gene Ontology annotation, molecular function: fibroblast growth factor receptor binding; growth factor activity. Gene Ontology annotation, cellular component: cytoplasm. The annotation marks the transcript as partial. The record is from RefSeq and is a predicted model, not a curated record. Lineage: Eukaryota; Metazoa; Nematoda; Chromadorea; Rhabditida; Onchocercidae. Gene Ontology annotation, biological process: positive regulation of cell population proliferation; cell differentiation; animal organ morphogenesis.
ACAUUUUUGUGAUAUCAUAUUUAAAAUUUAACAAAACGGAACAAGCAGCAUCGUUGGCUUAUUGCCAUUUCAUUUUAAUCCUGUCCACCUUGCUAACCGAGAUAACAUUACUCGGCUUACCCCUGAGUCAUCAACAUCAACAACAGCAUCACUAUUCUAAUUAUCAACAUCAUCAGCAUCAUCACCAUAAUCAUCAUCGUAGUUAUAAUCAUAAUCACAAUUAUCCUUAUCGUCGAACAUUUCCGCUUUUAUCGCAUUCCGCAGCAACUACUGGCCAAGACAACGCCCGUUACGAUACUGGAUCGGAGAGCGAUAAUUCCGGUUUGUAUUUUUUGUCGGCAAUCACAGGCAAUAACUGGUGGUCAGGUGAUUUGUUUUCACCGUCGAUGAAUGGUGUAGCAACAAUUGGUGGUGCAUCUGGUAUCACUCCUGCGCCUGCUCCUCCUGCUUCAUCAAAUUUUCAUCUUUUUGGGGCUGCUUCUUCUGCUGCUUCUGUUGCUGCUGCUGCUGCUGCCGCUGCUGCUGCUGUUGCAUCUUCAUCUUUAACAUUGAACUUGUUACCAUCAAGUGAUUAUAUUUCAUCAAGUUUACUAGCUAACUGUGCUCGACAAGUUCAACAACUCAGGUACAACAAACAUACUCAACAAUUCUCACCGUGGCACGAUGGACCUAAUCGAGAAGGGGCUCUUUUCUGUCGUACUGGUACAUGGGUGGAAAUUUUAGACAAACGUACAGCCGAAUAUGAGGCUAAAACAAAUGAAUUAUCAAGGCCAGAAUAUGUACGUGGUACACGUUUGGAAAAUAGUCGAUUCAGUAUAUUGGAAUUCAUAUCGGUUGCAUUUGGUUUAGUAAGUAUACGUGGACGUGAAUCGCAGCGUUAUUUAUGUAUGAAUAGUGAAGGUCGAUUGUACGCUGCGUUACAACAAAAUUAUUCAAUGGAAUGUGUAUUUAUGGAAGAAAUGCUAGAGAAUUAUUAUAAUUUAUAUUCCUCGUGUACAUACGGUACACCAAAGAAACCAUGGUAUAUUUCAUUAAGAAAAACGGGCCGACCUCGUAGAGGUAAAUAUUCUCGUAAACGUCGGAAAUCAUCACAUUUUCUUGUUGUACACUUUGACGAUGAUCAUGACAAUAGCAAACCAAGUGGUUAUUCAUAUUCCGGUGAUGAUGGUUCCAUUCAUUUUUCUAAAGCACGAAUCAUCCAACCUAAUCGUUAUGAUUAUCUAACACACUAUGCUCCUGAUCAUGAUAAGCCACCACUUCCGAAAAGUUUGGACGAUAUUUUACCGGGUACACUGCAACAGCAUCCACCAAAGAUACCACUUAUUAGACAAUAUUCUCCAAUUGAAAUGGCGCGAUGGGUUGUCAAUCAGCGGCGUACAAAUGGUGGAAAUCGUAAAAUGUCACGUGAAGAAAGAAAUGAUAUUCGAAGGAGAAGACGAAGGAAAAGCCGUCUGGAGCGGGAGGAAAGGCAACGACAACGACGACGGCAAGAGCUCGAAUUGAAACGUACCAAUGCGUACCAGUCGCAAUUGUGGCAAAGUAGGCAACAAGACUGAAAACUGC